Molecule: messenger RNA, 1150 nt
Organism: Beta vulgaris subsp. vulgaris (sugar beet)
Lineage: Eukaryota; Viridiplantae; Streptophyta; Magnoliopsida; Caryophyllales; Amaranthaceae
Product: 40S ribosomal protein S3a
Exons: 7
Coding region: 145-933 (262 amino acids)
Biological process (GO): translation
Cellular component (GO): ribosome; cytosol
Molecular function (GO): structural constituent of ribosome
Source: RefSeq, a predicted model, not a curated record
AUUUUCAGCCGUCUUUGGGCUGGGCCCUAAAACCUGCCUAUAUAUAAUAACAAUGAUCGACUUUUAGGGUUUCACUGAACUCAUAUCAAAAAGGAGCAAGGGAGAGUAGCAGCAAACCCUCAAACCCUCCUCCUUCAUUCAACCAUGGCCGUCGGGAAGAACAAGAGGAUUUCCAAGGGUAAGAAGGGUGGCAAGAAGAAGGCCUCUGAUCCUUUUGCCAAGAAGGAUUGGUAUGAUAUCAAGGCACCUUCAAUCUUCAGCGUUAGGAAUGUUGGCAAAACCCUAGUUACUCGUACUCAGGGUACCAAGAUUGCAUCUGAGGGUCUUAAGCACAGAGUGUUUGAGAUUUCAUUGGCUGAUCUUCAAAAUGAUGAGGAUCAAUUCUUCAGGAAGAUCCGUCUGAGGGCUGAGGAUGUCCAGGGCCGCAAUGUGCUUACUAACUUCUAUGGUAUGGACUUCACCACCGACAAGUUGAGGUCCCUUGUUCGUAAGUGGCAGACUUUGAUUGAGGCACAUGUUGAUGUCAAAACCACUGACAAUUUCACCCUUCGUAUGUUCUGCAUUGCAUUCACCAAGAGACGUCCCAACCAAGUAAAAAGGACCACAUAUGCUCAGUCUAGCCAGAUCCGCCAGAUCCGUCGCAAGAUGCGUGAGAUUAUGGUGAACCAGGCUAGUUCUUGUGAUCUUAAGGAUCUCGUUGCCAAGUUCAUCCCUGAGUCUAUUGGCAAGGAGAUUGAAAAGGCUACCAUGGGAAUUUACCCACUCCAAAACGUGUACAUCAGGAAGGUGAAAAUCCUCAAGUCCCCCAAGUUUGAUCUUGGAAAAUUGAUGGAGGUUCAUGGUGACUACUCCGAGGAUGUAGGUGUAAAGUUAGACAGGCCAGCUGAAGAAACCAUGGCAGAGGGUGAGACUACAGAAGUUGUUGGUGCCUAAACAAGUCCUUCACUAUGAUGGUUCAUGUCUCGAGUUAAAUAGACGCUGUUUAGCAAACUUUUUCUAAUGAAAUUUGAUUAGUCGCAGUUUUGCAGUGGUUUUUUUUGUUAAAAAGAGUUGUACCGUGAUUUUGUUCAAAAAAUUGAUUGGUUUGGUUGCCAAUGUUUUACUACACUUGGUAUCAUCUUAGUGGCUAAAUAUUACAUUUCUGCUUUAA